AUGCUCGAUGAGGAUGAAUACAUGGCCGAGCCUGCGAAGUUUUCCGAUAAUCCUGAAUUCGAAGAAUAUGUUGAUCAAUUAAUGGCCAACCUAUUUGAGAUGAAUGGGCAUCUUAGCACCCUAAAGCAGUUUAUAGCAACAUUGGAAAGGAAUCGAGAACAUGGAAAUGUGAAAUCUAAAAUGGUCGCCAAUAUUGACAAAAGAUCCGUUUAUCACAUUGAUGAAACUACGAAGCUUUUGAAAAUAGUCAACACGCUCGUUCACAAGAUCAAUGCCAUAGAGGAGACUGCUUUGGGACGAGGGCAGUUAAUAUCGAGGGACAAAUUGAUACGUGAUGUCAAGUACUCGGUGCAGGAGUUUCAAGAUGCAAGAAAGGAGUUUACCAACACGUCCAAAGCCAUGAAUGAGCAAGCCAAGGUAGCGUUGGCACAAGAAGAAGAAACGCGCAAUACGGCUGGCUCGAAUGCUAACGGGGCAGUUUUAGAACAGCAGCAACAGCAGCAGCAACAACAAGUGGUUAUUGAACGAGAGGCAAUAAAUAACGAGGAGUUCGCAUAUCAGCAGAAUCUGAUACAACAGCGAGAUCAAGAGAUAUCAUACAUUGAAAGCGGCGUCACGGAGCUGAACGAAAUAUUUCGUGAUUUGGGCACAAUCGUGCAACAGCAGGGCCAUUUAGUUGACAAUAUCGAAAGCAAUAUCUAUUCUGUGGCAAAUGACGCUCAAUCUGGGGCUCGGGAACUAACCAAAGCUAUGCGAUACCAAAGAGGCUCUAAUAAACGAUGCCUAAUGAUCUUAGCAGUGGUUUCGCUUCUCUUGGUGAUGUUUAUUUUAGUAGCACUCAGCUAG
Molecule: messenger RNA, 846 nt
Organism: Lachancea nothofagi CBS 11611
Lineage: Eukaryota; Fungi; Ascomycota; Saccharomycetes; Saccharomycetales; Saccharomycetaceae
Source: the annotation of a GenBank genome assembly